GAAGAAGAAGAAGAAGAGGAGAUUUGUCAAUGUGUGGAGAGGUGCUUAUCUGUCGUCAGAUGUCGAUACAUCAUUAUGUAAAACAAGCGUACGAAUUACAUUACGGUGGAGACUGAGAAAAGAAAAGAAGACACAUUGCUUGUCUCAUCAAUCAUCUUGACUUCUUCUAUGAGUCCAAUUAAACAAGCAGAUCUUUUCUAAUUAGAGUAAGAAAAAAACAAUGUCUGCAUAUUGUUGUUUAUUCGAUGCUUGUGCCAUGAUCAUUAUCAUCAUGAUCAUCAUCAGACAUUUAUAGAUGAGAUUACAUCAUUUUCUUUAAAUCAAUAUGUGUCAUUUGACAUUAACUAUAUGUAUCUUAUCUUCAAAGUUAAAAGGUUUCGACACGUUCGAAAUAAUUGUUAGAACAAUUAGAAAGGGAGAGAGAGAAAGAGGAAAACUAUAUGAAACAAAAAAAAAAUAUAAAGAGAUUCAUUCUUUAAGUCAAUUCCAUUUAUAUGAAUAAAAAAACCUAAGUGAGAUGCAGAUGGUGAAAGACAAACAUAAUAUUGAAUGUUUAUGUUCUUUAUUUUUCUAUGUUGAUAAGUAAGAGUAACUGGAGAAUAAUUGUCUCCAUUUGAGUCGAUAAAUGCAAUGUUUGCUUAUUGAAAAAAGAAGAAGAAGAAGAAGGAGAAGGAAUGGCGUCGUUGUCGUCAUGUUGAUGUUGACUUAAGAGGGUGAGGCCACUCUCUUCUCUCUUCUAUAAUGACUCGAUGAUUUACUUAGGGCACUAUUCUUCAUUAUUAGUGUUGCCUUUUUUCUUUUCUCUUCUUUUCCUCCAUCAUCCAAUAAGAAGAGAAAAAGUUUCUUUUUUUUUUCCUUCUUCUUCUUCUUCUUCACCCGUUGGCGAUGUUAACAAGGUACUCGAACAAGAAUGUAAAACAUGGUGUCUCAUUCGUAUGUCAACCAAUGAGAUUUUUUUCUUGAAUAGUUUAUCGACAAAUAGGGUGGAUGAGAGAAAAGAGAGUAUCGAUCGUGUCUACAACAAGAAACAAUCUUAGUUUCUUUUUUUCUCCCCUUUCUCUCUUGUUCUUAUGCUUAUUCGUUUAACAACAUAUUAACAUUGCCAACUACCACAUACAAAAAAAAAGAGAAAGGCAACAAACAACCAAAAACACUUGCUUCUUCUUUUAAUUAUGAUAACCGGUCUUAAUCCAUCCGAUACAAUUAAAGAAUCAAAUGUAAAUAUUAAUUCCUUAAUCAAUGCAAAUCCAUGGCGUCAUCAUAAUCCAUAUGUAUAUGAUCCAGCUGCAGCUGUUGCAUUGAUUGGCUAUUCACCAUAUGGACCAUCUUAUUCACCACAUAUGGAUCUAGCUGGUCGAAGAAAAAAUGCAACAAGAGAAACAACUGCUACAUUGAAAGCAUGGUUAUAUGAACAUAGAAAAAAUCCAUAUCCAACAAAAUCCGAAAAAGUUUAUUUAGCUAUUAUGACAAAAAUGACAUUAACACAAGUAUCAACAUGGUUUGCUAAUGCACGAAGGAGAUUAAAAAAAGAAAAUAAAAUGACAUGGUCACCAAGAAAUAGAACAAAUGAUGAUGAUGAUGAUGAUAGACAAGGUGCAGGAUCAAACAGUGAUGUUAGUGAUGAUGAAUGUAGUUCCCCACCAGCACGAAUAACAACACAAAAUCAUUAUUCAUCAGCUCCACUUAUUGUUCUUCAACAUCAACAAACUACUACAACAACAUCAGAUGAAUCUUCAUCAUCAUCUCGUAAACGAAAAUGUGAUGAAAUUGAACCAAUUGAAAGAAAAAAAUCGUCGGGUAUAUGGUCACUUGCUGAUAUGGCCGAAAAAAAUCCUCACCGAUCAUCUUCAAUAUCUCUUCAAGAAAGACAAAAUACGACAAGUCAAACAACAUCAACUAUUGGUGCAUUUAAACCUUUCAAAUGA
Messenger RNA from Adineta steineri, 1925 nucleotides. The record is from the annotation of a GenBank genome assembly. NCBI's taxonomy places the organism in Eukaryota, Metazoa, Rotifera, Eurotatoria, Adinetida, Adinetidae.